Messenger RNA from Daphnia carinata, 2016 nucleotides. It is a transcript of the gene Prp3, whose product is annotated as U4/U6 small nuclear ribonucleoprotein Prp3-like. Gene Ontology annotation, biological process: mRNA splicing, via spliceosome. The transcript has 2 exons. The record is from RefSeq and is a predicted model, not a curated record. Bases 164 to 1924 code for a protein of 586 amino acids. Lineage: Eukaryota; Metazoa; Arthropoda; Branchiopoda; Diplostraca; Daphniidae. Gene Ontology annotation, cellular component: U4/U6 x U5 tri-snRNP complex.
CUGAAGUUAACUAAGUGAUUCUGACUUUCUUGUUUUGUACAUGUUUCGUUUGAGAAAGUGAUCUGUCGACAACCAGAUCGCGACCGGUCGCCGAACAGCACUAUACUGUUGUUCUGCACGAAUUCAGCAUUAUCAUCUUGUUUUCUUCUGCAAAUUGUCAGUCAUGGCUACAACAAGCAUCAAGCGACUUAAAGAAGAGGAUCCAAUGGAUGGUGCAGAACGAGAAGCAAAAAAGUUAAAAUCCAGAUUCCAUGAUGAUAGUGGAGAAGAUGGGAAAACCAAUCUUGAUAAUUCAGAACAACUGUCUUCUUCUCAAAUCAGAGAAAUGAUGUUAAAUGCUCAAAAGAUGAUUGAAGAAAGGAAGCGUUCCCUUAAUCAGCCACCAGCGCUUCUGAAAACUGCUCCAGUCCUCUCAUCUCUUCCGACACCUGCAGUUCCUAAGGCUCCUGCUCCUUCCUCAAUGGAUGAACGAGCCAGAAAAAUUGCUGAAUUACAGGCUCAAAUUCAGUCAAAACUAGCAACUUCCACUUUGGCAACAUUGAACUUGAAUCUGCCCAAAACAGUGAGUGUCCCUGGAUCAACUAACGAAGUUUCUAGUGAACCAAAGCCUGGCCCUCUCAUCCUUAAUGCUGACGGAAGAACAGUAGAUGCCACUGGAAAAGAAAUAGCGCUAACCCAAUACACACCUACUCUCAAAGCAAAUAUUCGCGCCAAAAAACGUGAGGUGCUCAAGACUCAUAUGGGCAAAGGCUCUCAUCAGCAGAAUGAGGAAGCCGGAAGUUUAACAGAAAGUCGCUUUUUCGACCCCCGUGUAGCAGCCAAAUCGGCUUUACGGACACGCAGAACUUUUCACUUCCACGAACAGGGCAAAUUCCAGCAGGUGGCAUCCCGUAUGCGAAUGAAAGCUCAGUUGGACAAAUUGCAAAGUGAAAUUUCGCAAAUUGCCCGCAAAACUGGCAUCAAUUCGGUUACUGCUCUAGCCCUAGUUGCACCACGGAUUGGCGAUCGUAAAGAGGAAGAAGAAAUUGAUUUAGAAUGGUGGGAUUCGGUCAUUUUGCAGACUCGAAGCUACGAAGGUGAAGACGGCCAACCCAAUUUACGUCAAGAAACCAUUACUAAUUUGAUCGAGCAUCCUAUUCAAAUGCGUGCUCCCACUGAUCCGCUCUCUUUACCUUACCUUCCUGUCUUCUUGACUCAGAAGGAGCGGAAGAAGCUGCGUCGCACCACUAGACGUGAAAAUUGGAAAGAAAAGCAAGAGAAUAUCCGCCUGGGACUGGAACCACCACCACAAGCCAAAGUCCGCAUAUCGAAUUUGAUGCGCGUGUUGGGCAACGAAGCGAUCCAAGACCCUACCAAGAUCGAAGCCCAUGUUCGAGAGCAAAUGGCCAAACGUCUUCAAAAUCAUCAAGAAGCCAAUGCAUCCAGAAAGUUGACAGCUGAACAACGUCGUGAAAAGAAAGAGAAGAAAUUGCAAGAGGAUACCAGCACUACAGGUGUUCACGUAUCCAUCUACCGGGUCAAGGAUCUGUCCAACUUGUCGAAGAAAUUCAAAAUCGAAACUAACGCCAAGCAACUUUACAUGACGGGAUGUGCAGUCAUCUUUAAGGACGUGAAUGUUAUCAUCGUCGAAGGAGGACCUAAGCAACAAAAGAAGUACAAACGAUUGAUGCUCAAUCGCAUCCGGUGGGAGGAGGACCUCGUCAAGAUAAGCAAACACGACACUGGAUCCUCGCAGCCUGAAACGCGCAAUUCUUGCCAGCUCGUCUGGGAAGGCACGACCAAACAACGCAAUUUUGGCGACCUCAUCUUCAAGCUCUGUCCUUCUGAGGUUGUGGCCCGCGAGCACUUCCGCAAACACGGCGUCGAGCACUAUUGGGACCUGGCUUAUUCCUCCGCCGUGCUGGAAGAAACUGAAGAAAAGUGAUUGGUCUAAUAUCGCCUUCUGUUAUCAUCCCCUUCUUUCUGGGCCAAACGUUCAUAUUUCAAUAUUACAACUAAUAAAAAGAUUUGUCUUUA